Molecule: messenger RNA, 2482 nt
Organism: Cynoglossus semilaevis (tongue sole)
Lineage: Eukaryota; Metazoa; Chordata; Actinopteri; Pleuronectiformes; Cynoglossidae
Gene: npy4r
Product: neuropeptide Y receptor Y4
Exons: 1
Biological process (GO): G protein-coupled receptor signaling pathway
Cellular component (GO): plasma membrane; neuron projection
Molecular function (GO): neuropeptide binding; neuropeptide Y receptor activity
Source: RefSeq, a predicted model, not a curated record
UGGGACGUUUUCUACGAAUGCCCUGGUGAGAUGACUUCAAGUGAAAACACAAGUCAGUCUUUUCCAUCAACCACAUUUCUACCUGUGUACUUCAACGGCUCAACCUCCCCACAGACCCCGCUGUGGGAUGAGGGCCAAAGCAGCCACGAGUCUGUGCUGUGGUCAUCAAAUAAGUCCCAGUUCUUCUCAAACCUCUUUGUUCUUGGCCAUGAAGAGCAGUGUCACAUGUCCCCUGCCCUCACAGGGGUUCUGGUGGUGUGGUAUUGCAUCACAAUGGUGCUCGGGCUGGUUGGUAACGUCGGGCUCAUAUGCAUCAUUGCUCAUCGCAAAGAAAAAGUCAACGUCACCAGUAUUUUCAUCUGCAAUCUGUCUUUCUCUGACAUCCUGGUCUGUGUCUUCUGUUUGCCGUUCACUGUGGUUUACACGCUGAUGGAUCACUGGGUGUUUGGGUCGCUGCUGUGUCGCCUGGUCCCGUUCAUCCAGUGUUUGUCCGUUACUGUGUCGGUGCUUUCUCUGGUCUUCAUUGCUCUGGAAAGACAUCAGCUCAUCAUCAAUCCCUCUGGUUGGAAACCAAGCGUUCCCCAGGCCUACACUGCAGUCAUUCUCAUUUGGAUUCUGGCCUGUUUCACCUCCACGCCUUUCUUAGCUUUUCAGCUUCUUACAAAUGAGCCGUACACAAAUGUAAUCCCACCAAAUUCCCCUCUUCUUCACAGAGCCUCUCCUCAAGCCAAUAUCAAUUUGUCUUGGCCUCAAUCUGUCCCCCACAUAUACAAAAACUCAUCUGUUCCAACCAAUUCAUACCGUGCCCUUAUGUCUUACGUACCCACAAUUACACAUAUGGAGGCCUGUCUGGAGCAUUGGCCAUCCCAGCAGCACAGGCUGGCUUACACCACAUGGCUCCUGCUGUUCCAAUACUGUGGCCCCCUGUUGCUCGUUCUUCUCUGCUACAUAAGGGUUUUCGUACGUCUACGGCACCGAAAAGAAAUGCUGGACCGUACCAGGGCCUUAGAGAGCCAACGCAUGAACCACAGCCGCAGAAUCAACAUCAUGCUGGUUGCCCUUAUUACAGCAUUCGCACUCUGCUGGCUGCCACUUACAAUCUUCAAUGUGGUCUCGGACUGGAACCAGGAAGCUCUGCCUGUCUGCCACCACAACCUGCUCUUCUCCCUCUGCCACCUGCUGGCGAUGUCCUCCACCUGUAUCAACCCCAUCAUCUACGGCUUCCUCAACUACAACUUUCGUCAGGAGGUCAGAGAUGUGUACCUUCACUGCUGCUGUCACCCUCUGGAGGAAGAAUGUGAGCAAUUUCCCAUGUCCAUCGUGCACAUGGAAAUGUCACGAACGUCUGAGCCUGUCACAUCUAGAAGUGAAUUGGUCUGAUCUUUAAAGCUGCAGGUGCACUUGAUAAUGUAGCAAAAUCAGGCUGGGAUUAACCGUAUGAAUUCUUCUGGUCUGAGACGUCGUGAGGGGUAAAGACCCAUUAUUUGUUGUGAAUGCAUAUAUGGCUGAACUGACUUUUUUUCCUGCAUUAUUUGCAUUGAACAAAAGUUCAACAAUAUAUAUUGUGGCUUUGACUCCAUCAUUUCUGCAUGACUCCACUAUGUUCUAUUUAAAUAUUUUACUCACUGUUUAAAUUGAAAGAGAAAGAGAAAAAAUUGGAUAUAUCAGUGUCACUACUUCAAGUUGAAGUCCUUCUACAUUUCCAGGGAUUACGAUGUCUGAUAACAAUACUUUUAAUGACAACUUUUUUAUUUAUUUUAUUUGUACUUUUGUGUUUCUUAAAUCUUUCUUUGGUUGAGUGUUAUAAGGGACCAAAUUAAAACCACAGGAACAUUUAUCAGACCUUAACUCCCCUAAACUGAGCAGCAGUGGUUGUUGUCAGUAGUUUAAAAUAUAUACGUAAAGAUGUAUAGCUGUACAAUGAACAGUGUUUUUUCAUUGUAAUUUUCUGUUUUUUACGUAAGGUUUGUCUAUAUGUUAUAGAAUUGCAUGUUAAAGAAAAGUUCAUUUUGUGGUUAACAAUAAACUUUGAACAAAAUGUAUGUAUGUGCUGUAUGUCGUACGUAUGUGAAGGUUAGACUCUGAUUGUACUUUUUACAAUUUGCUAUAUUUGUAUAUUCAUUGAAUACUUGUGUAGUAAUAUUUAUGUGAAACCAAUGUAGAGAAAAAGCAGAUUUAUAUCUCGUCUUGAUGUAACAGGUUAUGACCUUGAAAUGAAAAUGAGAAUGGGAGAGUAACGAAUCAUUUCAUUGACUUUAUGUAAUAUGUAAUAAAGUAGUUGAAAUAAAAUAGUGUGUCUGCAAUUGUACAUGACACCCAACCAGGCCUUCAAGGCCAACUAUAAAAACAUACAAUUAAAUUAACAGACAUAUAUGUAUGCAUUUUACAGUAACUACAACAUUAAAUGCCAAAAAUAUAUACAUUUUUAUAGUUACAUUAAUUGCGUAAAUAUACACUAAAAUAAAGACACCAAAGAAAGUAA